Pongo pygmaeus (Bornean orangutan) is the source of this 757-nucleotide messenger RNA. RefSeq names its product myosin light chain 6 (gene MYL6). The transcript has 7 exons. NCBI's taxonomy places the organism in Eukaryota, Metazoa, Chordata, Mammalia, Primates, Hominidae. Gene Ontology annotation, cellular component: myosin II complex. The record is from RefSeq and is a predicted model, not a curated record. Gene Ontology annotation, molecular function: structural constituent of muscle; calcium ion binding. The coding region runs from base 93 to 548 and encodes 151 amino acids.
GGUGACGUCAUCGGGACGUACUAAGACUAGGGUUGGGCCGAGAGUCGCAGCCAUUACUGCAGGAAAAGGUCCCGCAGAGCUGAGCAGUCAAGAUGUGUGACUUCACCGAAGACCAGACCGCAGAGUUCAAGGAGGCCUUCCAGCUGUUUGACCGAACAGGUGAUGGCAAGAUCCUGUACAGCCAGUGUGGGGAUGUGAUGAGGGCCCUGGGCCAGAACCCUACCAACGCCGAGGUGCUCAAGGUCCUGGGGAACCCCAAGAGUGAUGAGAUGAAUGUGAAGGUGCUGGACUUUGAGCACUUUCUGCCCAUGCUGCAGACAGUGGCCAAGAACAAGGACCAGGGCACCUAUGAGGAUUAUGUCGAAGGACUUCGGGUGUUUGACAAGGAAGGAAAUGGCACCGUCAUGGGUGCUGAAAUCCGGCAUGUUCUUGUCACACUGGGUGAGAAGAUGACAGAGGAAGAAGUAGAGAUGCUAGUGGCAGGGCACGAGGACAGCAAUGGUUGUAUCAACUAUGAAGCGUUUGUGAGGCAUAUCCUGUCGGGGUGACGGGCCCAUGGGGCGGAGCUCGUCCGCAUGGUGCUGAAUGGCUGAGGACCUUCCCAGUCUCCCCAGAGUCCGUGCCUUUCCCUGUGUGAAUUUUGUAUCUAGCCUGAAGUUUCCCUAGGCUUUCUUGUUUCAGCAACUUUCCCAUCUUGUCUCUCUUGGAUGAUGUUUGCCGUCAGCAUUCACCAAAUAAACUUGCUCUCUGGGCCCUC